UGACACCAGAGAGUUUAAGGUGAUGUACAACGGAAGACUCAUCAUAGAUCCCUUUAAGCCAAUAAGUUUCUAUACUAGUUCCUUUUUCCGAGAUGAACUCGGUCCGAACGCAAAUGGACACUGCACAUUUUCGCUUCAAAAGACGGCGAGUUCCACACUGCCUCCUCUGCUCAACGCCAUGGAGGUUUACAUGGUGAACUCGCUAUCACAGAAUGAAACCGAUACAAAAGAAGUUGAUACGAUAAUAAACAUCAAGUUGAGUUGCGGCAUCAAUAAGGUUGACUGGCAAGGAGAUCCAUGCGUACCGCGGGAUUACAUGUGGUCUGGUGUUAACUGCAGUUACAUUGACAGUGAGCAACCAAAGAUCAUUUCAUUGAACUUGACUACCCAUGGCUUAACCGGGGAGAUACAGGAAUCCAUAUCAAACCUAAGUAGUUUACAACUUCUUGAUUUUUCUAACAACAGCCUGAUUGGGGUCCCGGAAUUCCUAGCCCAUAUGACAAGUUUAAAAGUCAUAAAUCUGUCAAGCAAUUUGCUAUAUGGUUCAAUUCCUACGAGUCUCCUAGAUAAAGUGCAAAGAGGAUUGGUUUAACUAAGCAUCGAAGGAAAUCCUGGGAUAUGUUCCUCUGCUUCAUGCGCAACCACAAACAAGAAGAAGACGAAGAAGAAGACCAUGGUUAUUGCAUCAGUUGCAGCAUCAAUAUUUUUGAUCUUAGUCAUUGUUUUAGUUAUCCUCAAGAGGAGAGCCAAGCUUGGUCGUUAUCCUAAUUCAGGUACAUCAUGUGAUAAUAAUCUUCAGCAGUGCAAUAAUCAAAGUAGCUCCUCAGAAAUGGCAAACAACAUGUUCACAUAUGAAGACUUGGCGCAAGGGACCGAUAACUUCUCCAAUGUCAACUUCAUUGGCCAAGGCGGGUUUGGUUAUGUUCAUAAAGGAGUUCUUCCCGAUGGAACGGAGGUUGCGAUUAAGCAGCUUAAAGCUGGAAGCGGGCAAGGGGAACGGGAGUUUCGGGCAGAGAUAGAGAUUAUAAGUAGAGUCCAUCACAGGCAUCAUGUGUCCCUCCUUGGUCAUCAUGUGUCCCUCCUUGGUUACUGCGUAACCGGAACUCAAAGAUUGCUUGUCUAUGAGUUUUUGCCCAAUAAAACGAUGGAGUUUCAUUUGCAUGAAAAAAGGAGACCAUUUGAUUGGUCAAAGAGGAUGAAGAUUGCUUCCGGAGCAGCUAGAGGAUUGGCAUACUUACAUGAAGACUGUAACCCUAAAACUAUACAUCGUGAUGUAAAGGCUGCUAAUGUUCAUAUCGAUGAUAGCUACGAGGCAAAGUUAGCAGAUUUUAGACUCGUCAAGUGUUGUUUACACAAUGAUACUCAUGUUUCUAAUCGGAUCAUGGGAACAUGCGGAUACUUAGCCCCUGAAUAUGCAUCUUCUGGGAAACUCAGCGACAAAUCAGACGUCUUCUCAUUGGGAGUUAUGCUUCUGGAACUGAUAACUGGACGCCGGCGGUAA
Messenger RNA from Brassica oleracea var. oleracea, 1501 nucleotides. Its product is annotated as probable LRR receptor-like serine/threonine-protein kinase At5g59680. The record is from RefSeq and is a predicted model, not a curated record. Gene Ontology annotation, biological process: protein phosphorylation. Gene Ontology annotation, molecular function: protein kinase activity; ATP binding. NCBI's taxonomy places the organism in Eukaryota, Viridiplantae, Streptophyta, Magnoliopsida, Brassicales, Brassicaceae.